AUGGCGAAUACCACCAGCAAUACCUCGUUUGCAACACCAAUUUUCUACGACCCUUCCAAACAUCAACACAUCCUCGCCCAGAUUGCCGACAUUCACCACGAUUGUGUGAUCCACGAUGCCAUGCCGCUUAGCAUUCUCGACGUGUCAAAUCGUUCCAAGCUCGACCAGUACUGGCUGACGAAGCACGCAGAGGUCGAAGAUGGCAAACGUGUCAUCGUACUCCAAUUCGUUACCGAUGCGAGUGGUAACGAGGAGUUGGCCGGACUGGGAAGCUUGCAUGUGCCUGGAGAGGAGACAGGUCCUUUUCGAAGUUGGAUUGAGAAGCUCAUGGUGAGCCCUCGACAUCGGCGGAAGGGGUUUGCGAGGCGCCUGAUGGACAAGCUCGAGGAGGCGGCCGUGGAACGAAACGCAGGCUUAAUACAACUUGGAACCGAGUCUGGCACACCAGCAGCGGAAGUGUAUCCUCGACUCGGAUACAAAGCUUGGGGUGUGUUGCCCAGAUAUUGUGUAUCUCCAAAGGAUGGCAGCUUGAUGGAUGAGAUUCACUUUUACAAAGAUCUUAGGGAUGAGUAA
Molecule: messenger RNA, 573 nt
Organism: Zasmidium cellare ATCC 36951
Lineage: Eukaryota; Fungi; Ascomycota; Dothideomycetes; Mycosphaerellales; Mycosphaerellaceae
Exons: 2
Coding region: 1-573 (190 amino acids)
Molecular function (GO): acyltransferase activity, transferring groups other than amino-acyl groups
Source: RefSeq, a predicted model, not a curated record